GUUAUUUGACGUCGCAGCACAAAGCGUGGUUCCAGGCGACCCUUUGUGACAAAUAGGAGAUCUUCUCCCUGUCAUCUCUUGCAGGUUUGCUUUGCGAAAGGUCUCAUCUCGCGACUUUUGCCGCCUCGUGCAUCAGCAAGGCUGCGGCUCAUCACUCGUGGAUUGCCACAUUGAGAUCCCAGCACCUCCUUCUUUGAGAGAAAUCAAGCGACUCGAUACGACGGAACGCCGCAGGUCCGCAGCACAAGUUCAACCAACUCGCGUCACUCAGCAGACACGUCCAUUUUGUUGCCCGGGCUGGUUUUCGCUUCGCAUUCUACCAGUCAGGUACAUUUUUCCUUAUCAAGGGUCUCCAGGGACUCUUUUCUCUUCUUUUCCAAAGAGAACUUCCUCAGCACUGCAUUGUGGGCCUCUAGUCUACGUUUGCAUCUGCUGAGUCUUCUUGCUUGAGAGCGCCCUGCUAUUGAAGCUACAGGAUGCAUCGAUUUGGCCUAUCAACCCCACCAUAUAGUGCAGACGACGGGCUCUCCUUCCCGGUCAAGCGCAAGAUGAUGGACGCCUAUUCCGCCUCUGCGAAUCCAGACGCGACAGUGGCCGAAUUGUGCGCGCAGACUGUGUGCUUUCUCUGGUUCGAAUCACUCCCAACACUCAAUGAAGCAGCGACGAUUGGCUUCACCAAUACACGUAUCCCAUCACCAGACAGUUUUGCGAAACCGGAAUUCAUCAAGUGGACCAAGAAUGUACUGCACACGACACAAGUCUCCACCAAUGUUGUGAUUCUUGCAAUGCUCUACAUUUUCCGCCUCAAGCUCGCCAAUCCAGGCGUCAAAGGGAAAGCCGGAAGUGAGUUCCGCUUGCUGACGGUAGCAUUGAUGCUGGGCAAUAAGUAUCUCGAUGACAACACCUACACCAACAAGACCUGGUCGGAAGUGACGCAAAUCAACGUCAAGGAGAUUCACCUUAUGGAGGUGGAGUUCUUGUCCAAUAUGCGGUACAGUUUGCUCGUGACGGUAGAUGCGUGGCAAGAGUGGCUCGUCAAGAUCAACGCUUUCGUGCAGUAUCAGCAACGUCAGCAAAGUCUGCAUACGGGCACAGGUCUUGUUGGUUUGCCUUCACCACCCAUGCUCUAUGAGUUCUCACAAGCCGGCUUACUGCAUCCAUCCCUUCUCACGCCAUUGCAAACUCAGCCUGGUGCUCGGAAACGCAGUUUUGAGGAAGACUUUACAGUGAUGCUACCGCCUGCAAAAGUCAUUUCAUUGCCAACAACACCGAGACGGACGUUUGCCAUGACGACUCGCUCGAAGAUGCAAGAACGCUCACCACACCGUCGUCAGCAGUCUCUGAUGGUGCCCGUGCAACAGCAACAGCCACCACAGCAACAACAACAACUUUUGCGAGGUGUACCGCGUGCCUUGUCGACCAGCGGGAAGCAGUUAUCUUUGCCACCACUUCAUCUCGCUGGGUACAAUACCGGUCGUCUCUCACCUAUGCAAUAUAGUCGGACUGGAUCCGGUCAUGCAGGAACGACAACCUCACCAACCGGCAGCAGUGCAUCUCGCUUCUCCUUGGACUCUGCAGCGUUUCAUCAUGGUCCAACUGGUGGCACGGGUCACGCAAGCGGUACUGCAACACCAACAACGAUGGCCAUGCAACAUCGGCAUUCACCGUAUGGACCUGUUUAUCAAGUUCAACGACUCGUACGACCCCUUCCUGCUGUACAAAUGGGCAGACUUGUACCACAACAGCAACAGUGGGCGACAGCUGGACAAGUUCCACCACAGCAAUUGGUAUAUCAUACCUUGGGCGCUGGGAUGCAACCACACGGUCAAGUCGGGCGUGGUGUCUUGCCUCAGCAGACACCACCAAGUCAUGGCUUCCCACAUGGCUGGCAAGGUCAGAUGCAGCAGCCGUAUGCAGCAUUCCCACCCAGGCCUUGAUUGAGCCUUCCUUCUGCUUUUAUGACGACCGCAUCGCAAGUUCUGUUUCUUUCUCUUCUAGCAUUUCGAAUGGGUUCUUUUGGUCAGAGUGUAUGUCGACGCCUUCUAGUCCGUCACGACCCUCCCAUAGCCCUCCCUAGCAUAGCACAUCAUGAAUAUCCAGUACUACACACG
Molecule: messenger RNA, 2111 nt
Organism: Protomyces lactucae-debilis
Lineage: Eukaryota; Fungi; Ascomycota; Taphrinomycetes; Taphrinales; Protomycetaceae
Exons: 2
Coding region: 477-1937 (486 amino acids)
Biological process (GO): regulation of cyclin-dependent protein serine/threonine kinase activity
Cellular component (GO): nucleus; cyclin-dependent protein kinase holoenzyme complex
Molecular function (GO): protein kinase binding; cyclin-dependent protein serine/threonine kinase regulator activity
Source: RefSeq, a predicted model, not a curated record